Scomber japonicus (chub mackerel) is the source of this 4893-nucleotide messenger RNA. Its product is annotated as period circadian protein homolog 2-like. Gene Ontology annotation, cellular component: nucleus; cytoplasm. Gene Ontology annotation, molecular function: transcription cis-regulatory region binding; transcription corepressor binding. The transcript has 22 exons. The record is from RefSeq and is a predicted model, not a curated record. Gene Ontology annotation, biological process: circadian regulation of gene expression; entrainment of circadian clock by photoperiod; negative regulation of transcription by RNA polymerase II. Lineage: Eukaryota; Metazoa; Chordata; Actinopteri; Scombriformes; Scombridae. The coding region runs from base 225 to 4841 and encodes 1538 amino acids.
CCGUUUGAACAGCGGCUCCCAUUGAGGAAUACUGGAUGUUUCUAACUAACGAAUUCUUUUACUUGACACUAAGGACAUCAGAAGAGGUUCGUUUUCAUCUCGACAGCACAGAUCACAUCCCCCCUCUUGAGGCAGCAAUUCUAUUUACGUCCCUGUGCCUACCCUUGAUGCCAAAAUGUGGAAGAUAACCUAAUCUCCCAGCUUUUUCCCAUUUGGCGUGUCUCAUGUCUGAGGACAGUGAUCUGAAGCACUACCCGUACUCGACCCUGGACGGGCGCGAACUAAACCGGGAGAGGGUCGGCUUCCAGUUGGACGAAGAAGAAGGUUCUCCCUGCAGCGCCAUCAGCCAGCUGCACCGCAUGGCCAGUGGUUACAACGAGGGUUGUGGCGGACCGGACAGGGUCGAACUGGAACCAGAGUUAGGGAUGGCGUCUGAGGGGAGCGACAGCAGUCAUGAGCACCCGGCAUCAUCCGGCUCCCAACACAAUGACAGGAAGCGGCCACGCCCAACCUUACACGAAGAUGUAGAGAUGGGCGGCAGCGGCUCAAGUGGGAGCGGGACGGAAUCCCAUGGUAACGAGUCACAUGGCAAUGAGUCCCACGGAAAUGAAUCUGUGGCCAGCUCGAGCGGCAACGGCAAGGACUCGGCUCUGAUGGAGUCAUCGGGGAGCAACAAGAGCUCGAACUCGCACAGCCCCUCACCGCCCAGCAGCUCCAAUGCCUUCAGUCUGGUGAGCUCCGAGCAAGACAACCCUUCAACCAGCGGCUGCAGCAGCGAACAGUCAGCCAAAGCUAAGACACAGAAGGAGCUGUUGAAGACCAUAAAGGAUCUGAAGAGGCACAUGCCGUCGGAAAAGAGGAGCAAGGGCAAAUCCAGCACCGUCAACACGCUCAAAUACGCUCUGCGAUGUGUCAAGCAGGUGAAAGCCAAUGAGGAGUAUUACCAGACACUGAUGACUAAUGACAGUCAGCCACCAGGUUGUGACGUGUCAUCCUACACUAUUGAGGAGAUCAACAGCAUCACCUCUGAAUAUACCCUCAAAAACACUGAUAUAUUUGCUGUAGCUGUCUCCCUCAUCACGGGGAAGAUCGUUUACAUCUCGGACCAAGCGGCAUCCAUCUUGAACUGCAACCGGGAAGUGUUCAACAAUGCCAAGUUUGUGGAGUUCCUGACACCUCAGGAUGUCAGCGUGUUCUACAGCUUCACAACGCCUUACCGUCUGCCGUCAUGGAGCAUGUGCACCGGAGCAGAGUCGUCUCCCACGGAGUGCAUGCAGGAGAAAUCCUUCUUUUGCCGCAUCAGUGGUGGUAAGGAGCAUGAAGGGGAUAUCCAGUACUAUCCUUUCCGCAUGACUCCCUACCUGAUGAAAGUCCAGGAUGCUGAGCUGUCUGAGGAACAGUUCUGCUGCCUCCUGCUGGCUGAGAGGGUGCACUCUGGUUAUGAAGCACCCAGAAUCCCUACAGAUAAACGCAUCUUCACUACCACACACACGCCUAACUGUGUGUUCCAGGAUGUGGAUGAGAGGGCUGUUCCUCUGUUAGGUCACCUCCCUCAGGAUCUGAUUGGGACCCCCGUGCUGCUCAAUCUGCACCCAAAUGAUCGGCCCUUAAUGUUGGCUGUGCAUCGCAAGAUCUUGCAGUAUGCUGGCCAGCCAUUUGACCACUCCUCCAUCCGUUUCUGUGCAAGAAACGGGGAGUACAUCACCACGGACACCAGCUGGUCCAGCUUCGUCAACCCCUGGAGCCGCAAGGUCUCCUUCGUUAUUGGCAGGCACAAAGUUCGCAUGGGUCCUGUAAACGAAGAUGUGUUUGCAGCACCAGCUUUCCAUGGAGGGAAGAUCAUUGAUUCAGACAUUCAGGAAAUAAGUGAACAGAUCCACAGGCUCCUUCUCCAACCUGUCCACAACAUGGGCUCCAGCGGUUACGGUAGCCACGGCAGCAACGGCUCCCACGAACAGCUGGUGAGCAUCAGCUCAUCCAGUGAGAGCAACGGGAUUGUCACACCGGGGAACACCUUGGAGGAGACGGGCAAGGCCAAGCCAGCCAGGACAUUCCAGGAGAUUUGUAAGGGAGUCCAUAUGCUGAAGAACCAGGACUCCCAGGUCAGCCUGCGCUCCCCUCCCUCUUCACCCUCACCCUCACCCUCACCGUCUCCAUCCAGGCCUGAACAAAAGAAAACCAUGGACACAGCAGCUCAGAAGAGUCCAGUGGUGCGUCUGAAGGACUCGGCGCCCCCCCUGCAGGCCAGAGACAGUACUGCAGCCAGCAUGCAGGAAUUCACCUGCAAAGACCAGACCGUCUGCUCCUACCAGCAAAUCAGCUGCCUCGACAGUGUCAUCAGGUAUCUGGAAGGUUGUAGCAUCCCCAUCACAGUAAAGAGAAAGUACCAGUUCUCCUCCAACACCACUUCCUCCAACUCUGAUGACGACAGGAAAGCCACAGAGGACGGUUUGGAAGUACCUCCGGGAGCAAACACAGAUCCUUUAAUGCUAGAUGCCCAGCCAGGCCUGUCAAACAUGAAAGCACCUAAGAAGCCUCCAUCUGGGGCAGCUGCUGUGGUCGGAGGCCCCCUGGCGCCCCUCACCCUGCCCAGUAAGGCUGAAAGUGUUGUGUCUAUCACCUCACAGUGCAGCUACAGCAGCACCAUCGUCCAUGUGGGAGACAAGAAGCCUCAGCCAGAGUCUGAGAUUAUUGAGGACGUGGCAGGGAGCCCAGCACCCCCACCUUUGCCUGUCAGUGUGGUGUCUCCGCCCAGCCAGGAGAAGGAGGCAUAUAAGAGGCUGGGACUGACCAAGCAAGUGCUUGCAGCACACACCCAGAAAGAAGAACAAGCCUUCCUCAACCGCUGCCGGGAACUCCACAGCGCCAGGACCUCCCAGAAGAGCUUUUCCACACAUCUGCACAAACACAGAGGACCAACCAAUGCUGAAGAAUCAUCUGGACAGCGAGGUGCUGCCAAACAGGGCACCACCAGACCAGAGACUACUGUCAAGAAGGGCAACCGCAACAGGAAGUCUAAGAAACCACGCAUGAAGCAUCCUGAUUCGUCGGACAGUGCUGUGUCUAACCGCAAACCCCGGCCCCCUCUCCAGGGUCUCAACCAAACCUCAUGGUCCCCAUCAGAAGCAUCCCAGUCAGCUUUUAAUGUGUCCUACCCUGCCAUGGUGCCUGCAUACCCACUCUACCCCCCAGCACCUGCCGCCCCAGCUCAGGCUGCCCACCCUGACCCCUCUCUUUCGACAGGCUUUGGAGAGGGGCAGAGUACACAAGCCCCGCCCGCUGCCACUCCAUUCCCCGCACCUAUUGUUACACCUGUGGUGGCUUUGGUGUUGCCGAAUUACCUCUUCCCCCAAAUGGGACAGUUAGGUCAGAUAGGGCAGCUGGGGGCUGCCCCUAGACCUGCGUUUUUCCCCGAGCAGACCCAGACACAACCUGCAUACACUACCCAGCAGGCCUUUCAGCCCCCGCAGCCAGCUUACACCAUGCAAACACAACCUCCCUUCACCGGCCAACAGCCGUUCCCUGUGCAGACUGCCUUCCCCACCCAGCAGUCAUUUCAAGCUGCCCAGACACCCUUCACUACCCAUCAGCCUUUCCAUGCCGCUCAAACUGCCUUCCCCACCCAGCAGCCAUUCCAAGCUGCCCAGACACCCUUCACUACCCAGCAGCCUUUCCAGGCCGCUCAGACAGCCUACACUACCCAGCAGCCCUUCGCUGCUCAGCCUUCUUUCUCAGUGCAGACUCCGUUUGUGGCUCAAACCCCUUACCCAACUCAACCCUUCUCGUACAGCCUAACCACUGAGCCUCCCAAAACCUCUGCCAUAGAACCCCGCGAGGGAGCGGCGUCUCGCUCCUCCACCCCAGCCUCUGGGGCACGGGAGCCCACCACGUCACCGCCACUGUUCGAAUCGCGGUGCAGCUCACCCCUGCAGCUCAAUCUGCUGAGUAUGGAGGAGGGGCAGCGCUCAGUCGAGCGCCAGGACAGCAACACGACACCUGCUGGAGCCCAGGGCAGCAUUACGGUCGCUGGGUCAGGAGCAGCGGUAGCCGCGGUAGCCGCAGGGGAGAAGAACGGAGCCCAACAGGUGGAGUCUCCAGAAGAUGCCGCUCACAGUGAUCACAGUAACUCCUCGUCCUGCGACUUGCUUGACAUCCUGCUUCAAGAACAGGAGGAUUCCCAUUCCGGCACCGGAUCAGCCACCUCUGGCUCCAUGGGCUCAGGAUCUGGCUCUAGAUCCGGCUCGGGCUGUAACGGCUGUGGUACCUCAGCUAGCGGAGCCUCGGGCAGCAGAACAGGGAGCAGCAAUACCAGCAAGUACUUCGGCAGUGUUGACUCCCUAGAACACAACCCAAAGGCCAAGGCCAAGGCUAAAGCCAAGACAAGAGGUGAAGGAGACAGUGAAAGUGGCCAGUCGCAGGCUAAGGUCUCAUCACAAGGGGAAGGAGAGCAUUUCAUCAAAUAUGUUCUCCAGGAGCCCGUCUGGCUGCUGAUGGCUAACGCUGACAACAAGGUCAUGAUGACAUAUCAAAUGCCAUCCAGGGACAUUCAGAAGGUCCUGCGGGAAGACAAGGAGAGGCUGAGGCAGAUGCAGAAGACCCAGCCUCACUUCACCUCAGACCAGCGACGAGAGCUAAUGGAGGAACACCCCUGGAUGAGAAGGGGGGGUCUGCCGUCUGCUAUCAAUGUCAAGGAGUGUGUGUACUGUGAGGACGCAGCAGCAGCCCCCAUUGAGGAGGAUCUGCCAGACAUGGACAUGGGCGAGCUGAGUGAGGAGCUGAGACGAGAGGGCCAGAAAACUAAGAGCAAAUUAGACGAGACAAGGCCUCAACCGGACUCCUGAACACAUCCCUCCAGUAGGAGGACACUACAGACCAGUCACGGACACUUAUGAU